AUGUUUCACACCCUUUAUAUCUGGGUUCAGGUUCAGGUAGUUAACUGGGAAAAAAAGGCUGCUGUUGCAACUUUUGAAGUUUUACCAGAGGUGCCUCCCCACAUCAUAGCCUCAAAGGUGUUGCAACUUUUGAACAGUUGUACUAAAGUUGUACCACAUCAUAUUCUCACAGAUGAUACAACUUUUCGACAUUUGUACCAGAGGCGUCUCCCUACAUUGCAACUUUUGGACAUUCGUGCCAGAGGUAUCUCACCGCAUCAUAUUGUCAGAGACAUUGCAACUUUUGGGCAUUUGUACCAGAGGCUCCUCACCGCAUCAUAUUGUCAGAGACAUUGCAACUUUUGGGCAGUUGUAGCAGAGGCGUCUCACCGCAUCAUAUUCUCAAAGACGUCCCAACUUUUGGACAGUUGUACCAGAGGUGCACUGCGGAAAAGAUUGGGGCCUCACCACAUCUCAUACAGCCUUGGGUGCAUUUAUCUGCUGCAGCCAACCUCCAUUGUGAAGCGGCAAAUAUUUUAUUUUAAUCACUGA
Candidula unifasciata is the source of this 531-nucleotide messenger RNA. Lineage: Eukaryota; Metazoa; Mollusca; Gastropoda; Stylommatophora; Geomitridae. The record is from the annotation of a GenBank genome assembly.